Molecule: messenger RNA, 777 nt
Organism: Silurus meridionalis
Lineage: Eukaryota; Metazoa; Chordata; Actinopteri; Siluriformes; Siluridae
Product: NLR family CARD domain-containing protein 3-like
Exons: 2
Source: RefSeq, a predicted model, not a curated record
GCAGCAGUGUAUUCAGGUGUGUGUACGCAGAUCUUCAGAGAGGAGUUUGGGCUUCACCAGAGUAAAGUGUACUGCUUUGUUCAUCUGAGCAUUCAGGAACAUCUCGCAGCUCUGUAUGUGCACCUGACCUUCAUGAAGGAACAGAGAAGUGUUCUUAAACAGAAUCAGGAUGAUGAUGAUCAUAGUGAUUAUGAUGAUGAUGGUGAUGAUAAAAGUGAUUAUGAUGGUGAUUAUGGUGAUAAUAUUAUUGAAUGUAGGACACUUUCAGAUGUUCACAUGAGAGCUGUAGAUCAGGCUUUAUACAGUCCGACUGGACAUCUGGAUCUUUUCCUCCGCUUCCUUCUGGGUCUCUCACUCGAGUCCAAUCAGAAACUUCUACAUUCCUUAGUAACACAGACAGGAAGUAGCUCACAGAACAAAGAGAAAACAGUUCAGUACAUCAAGAAGAUGAUCAGUGAAGAUCUUACUGCAGAGAAAUCCAUCAAUCUGUUCCACUGUCUGAAUGAACUGGGUGAUGAUUCUCUAGUGGAGGAAAUCCAGCAGUAUCUGAAAUCUGGAGCACAAAGUGAACUUUCUCCUUCACAGUGGUCUGCUGAAGGAGAUCAGGUGGUGUCUGAGGGAGCUGAGGGAUCUCAGGCUUGUGAGAUGGAGGAAGUGACUGAGCAGCUGAGUGAUUUAUCUCAGCGUUCUCUUAAGAGCAUCAGAGAUGAGGAACAGUGGUCACGUCUGAAAAGGAUCUUUACUCUGUCGAACAAAUUAACAGAUUUUUAUGACUAA